Effrenium voratum is the source of this 774-nucleotide messenger RNA. The record is from the annotation of a GenBank genome assembly. NCBI's taxonomy places the organism in Eukaryota, Dinophyceae, Suessiales, Symbiodiniaceae.
AUGGGCCCCGCGAAAGAGAUCGCCGCGGCCAUGGUGGCGGCCACCGCGGUGCCGGUGACGCUCAACUGGACCGACGUCAUCAAGACGCGGAUGCAAGGCGCCGCGGCUCCGGGAUGCGUGGCUGAGCCCUACGGAGGGGGCUUUGCCAAGACUGCUCAAAGGAUCCUGGCGGAGGAAGGAGCCUUUGCCCUUUGGUCCACUGGCAUGCUGGCAUCACUUGGCCGCGAGUGCAUCGCUGUGGGCACCCGCAUUGGCGCAUACCCCGCGGUCAGGGACUCCCUGUCGCUGAUUGCGCAGGGGCAGAGUGGCGGCGAUGCAGGCAUCGGCAGCAAAUUCUCCGCCGGGGUGGUGCUGGGAGCGCUCUCUGGGCUACUGGCUACACCCUUCGACUUGGUGCGCAUCAGGGUCCAGGCGGAAGCGGGCAGUGCCAAAGACGGGCUCCUCACCUCCGGGCUUCGAUGCGGCCUGCCCCAGCGGAUCACCGGCUCCGUCACCGGCUUGCGGGUGGUCCUGGCCGACGGCCUGCCGUGCCUCUUUCGUGGCUCCGGGGUGAACGUGGUGAGAAGUAUUUGUAUGACCGUCGGCACUGUGCCUGUCUAUGAGCACACGAAGCACGUGGCCAAGUCCUCCUUCGGCCUGGCCGACGGCCCCUCGCUGCAUCUGGGCGCCGGCCUGGUGGCCGGCGUCGUGGGCACCACCGUGGCGGCCCCGGCGCCUCGGAAGCGGACCCCGGGCUCCGGCCGUGGCGGGGAAACACGGAAGCGUUGCUCGUGA